Anthonomus grandis grandis is the source of this 1288-nucleotide messenger RNA. RefSeq lists its product as uncharacterized. Bases 206 to 1171 code for a protein of 321 amino acids. Gene Ontology annotation, cellular component: nucleus. The transcript has a single exon. Gene Ontology annotation, molecular function: transcription cis-regulatory region binding; DNA-binding transcription factor activity, RNA polymerase II-specific. Gene Ontology annotation, biological process: regulation of transcription by RNA polymerase II. Lineage: Eukaryota; Metazoa; Arthropoda; Insecta; Coleoptera; Curculionidae. The record is from RefSeq and is a predicted model, not a curated record.
CCAACCAUAGAAGAAUGCCAAAUCAAGAACAAGGUAACCUGUCCCAUCACCCCUUGUGAUCAAGUAUUUCAUUGUGAAUCAAAUUUGAAAAUGCAUUUAUCAAAAACGCAUCAAUGUGGCGUUAUCACGAAAUCCUCGAUUGAAAAGUGGUUUUUUUUGCCCCAUUAACGGGUGUGUUUGGAGCCAGGCCAAGCAUUUCCUAAAUAUGAAAUGUCUAAGGCAGCAUUACCUAAAAGUCCACACAGAAAAGACCUUUAAAUGUAUUUCUUGUUUGAAAUGUUUUCCCUCCAGGAGCAUUUUAAUUGACCAUCAAAAGUUUUGCCAAACACAUUUCCAGUGCCUGGAGUGCAAUGCCUCAUACAGUUGUUAUUUCACCUUAAAGACACAUUCCAGACGGAAGAAGCAUAGGAUACUAAAAAAACAAGAUUAUAAACCUUUGAAUCUCACUAAGGAUAUGACCUUUCAGGGGAUUGACACUGUGGAAAAGAAGUCUCAAAGCAUAAUUCAAAUUUUAAGUGAGAGCAGUCAAACAGAAUUUAGACCUAUCCGAAUCACCCAACACACUCAAACUGGUUGCAGAAAUAUUGUAAUCACUUCGGAGACACAAACUGAAAGACCUAUUUUAACAAAUGUUGAUGACAAUUUAAGAAAUGUGACAACACAAACUGACUUAGUUGAGUCAAAGGAAACUUCAUGCAACACUUCAUUUGAUAUAAGGGAAUUUGAGGCUACAUUUAGGGAACACAUUGAAAAAAGCUCAUUUGGAACACAGACUCAACAUUUAAAAAAUGAUAUAUUUGUGGCAAAUCAUGGUUCUAUAACCACAGAUACUUCAGAUUUGUUAUCUGAUUCUCUCAGCAACUUUGAUACAAACUUUUUCAAUUGCAACACAGAAACUCAAACUGAUUUGAUUUUUGACAAUGAAAUGCUAAUGUCUGAUUAUUAUUCUAACAUGCACACGCAGACAUGUGAUGAGAUCCUUCAGGAUUUAAAUGGUUUUAAUGACAUUCAGACCCAAACUGGUUUGCAGGACAGUUUCAGAUCUGUGGAAAGUCAGACAUUGAUGUCUACUUCAGAUAAACUUUGCCCAAAUAUCUUGAAAGAUAUUGUACAUUCUGAGACACAGACUGAUGUGGAAUUUAGACAGAUGCUUGAAAUAAUAAACUCUUGACUGUAAUGAAAAUUUUUUUGUUAUUUAUUUUUAUUUUUGGUUAUUUGUUAUUUAUUUGAGUCAUUUUAAUGUACAUAAUAAUAAAUAUUAUCAUUUAAUAAAAAUAUUUUAUUAUUA